This is a messenger RNA of Monopterus albus (swamp eel), 5708 nucleotides long. RefSeq names its product neural cell adhesion molecule 2. The coding region runs from base 144 to 2543 and encodes 799 amino acids. Gene Ontology annotation, molecular function: protein binding. Gene Ontology annotation, cellular component: membrane. The record is from RefSeq and is a predicted model, not a curated record. The transcript is spliced from 17 exons. Gene Ontology annotation, biological process: cell adhesion. Lineage: Eukaryota; Metazoa; Chordata; Actinopteri; Synbranchiformes; Synbranchidae.
GCGCGUAUAGGAAGGAAAGGAAGGAAAGAGCUGAAGCAGAUCAGUCGCCAGCGGAGCCCAAGACGGCGGAUGAACGGAGCCGAACGUGUGUGUCGCCCUUGACGUUUUUACAGCAGCUAAACGCGGCGUCCGGCAGCCCCACAAUGAUGCUCAAACUCGUCCAAAUCCUCGGGGUUUUCGUCUGCGGCAGUCAAGCUGCCCUGCAGGUGUCCAUAUCCUUGAACAAAGUGGAGUUAAGUGUCGGAGAGUCCAAGUUCUUCAUCUGCACAGCUAUUGGUGAGCCGGUGAGGCUGGAGUGGUACAACCCUCAGGGUGAGCGCAUUGUGCCCUCAAAGCGGAUGGCACUCCACACAGAGACAUCACGAGCCAGGCUCAUCAUUUACAAUGCCAUCAUCGAAGACGCGGGUAUAUACCGCUGCCAGGCCACCGAUGCCAGCGGUCACACUGAGGAGGCCUCGGUUGUGCUGGAGAUCUACCAGAGGCUGACAUUUCAGGAUGUUAAGUCACCGCAGGAGUUUCGCCACGGUGAGACAGCAGAAGUGGCGUGUGAUGUCAUUAGUUCACCAGUGCCUGUGGUGGUUUGGUACUACCAGGACAAAGAAAUUACUGAGGAGCACCACAGCAGGUUCCAGGUUCUGGCAAACAACAACCUACAGAUCCAUCAGGUGACCAAGGCUGACGAGGGUGUGUACCGCUGUGAAGCCAGCGUAGAGGCCCGGGGCGAGAUUGAUUUUGUCGACAUCGCUGUGUUGGUCAACGUCCCUCCGGUGUUGUCAGUAUCCCAGCAGUCCUUCAAUGCCACAGCUGAUGACCAGGAAUCAGUCACCUUUACUUGCAUCACCUCGGGAUCUCCUGACCCUGUAGUCACAUGGCACAGGAAAGGGCAGGCACUGGAGCCAUCAGAGCAGUACAUUUUCAGCAGGCUGGAAGGAGGGCGUAGCAUGUUAACCAUCCGCAACAUCCGACAGGGAGAUGGCGGUACCUACUCCUGCAAAGCCACCAACAAGGCAGGCUCUCAGGAAAGAGAGCUCUUCCUCAAAGUAUUUGUCCAGCCCCAUAUCACCCAGCUGAAAAAUGUGACAGCCGUGGAGGGCAGCGCCGCCAUGAUCUCCUGUGUGGCUGAGGGUGAGCCUCUGCCUGAUAUUUCCUGGAGGAGAGCCAGCGAUGGCCAGACCUUCAUGGAUGGAGACAAGAGCCAGGAUGGACGGUUUGAAGUUCGUGGUCGUCAUGGCAAGUCAGUGCUGACGAUUAGUGGUGUGAAGCUGGCUGACUUGGGUCGAUUUGACUGUGAGGCCCUCAGCAGAAUUGGAGGUCAUCAGAAGAGCAUGUUUCUGGACAUUGAGUAUAUACCAAAGUUCCUGACAAACCAUACAAUCUAUUAUUCCUGGGAGGGAAACCCAGUGAACAUUAGCUGUGAUGUGAUGUCAAACCCUCCUGCCACCAUGCUGUGGAGGAAGGAGCGCUUCACCAUUUCUGCAGAGGGAACGCCCAACAUGCAGGUGCACAGUGCGGAGGGCAAGUCUGUGCUUGAGGUGACUCCCAUGUCCGACAGGGACUUUGGCCGCUACAACUGCACAGCCAGGAACAACAUUGGAGUUCGAUACCAGGAGUUCAUUCUGGCCCAGGCAGAUGUACCAUCAAAUCCAUACUCAGUGCGUCUGUCGGCUGUUUCCCAGCGUCUCGCAACCGUUACCUUCAUGAAGCCAGACUCUCAUGGUGGCGUACCCAUCAGCUACUACCUGGUCCAGUACAAGGAAGUGGGCUCACAGGACUGGAGGGAUGUCAUGUCACACAGUGUCCAGACAACAGUGGUGCUGACGGGACUGGAGCCUAACACGACGUACGAGGUUCGAGUGGCAGCUGUCAAUGGAAAGGGUCAGGGAGAGUUCAGCCACACGGAGACCUUCCAGACUUUACCCAUCCGAGAGCCGAGUCCGCCAGCGGUCCAUGGGCAGAGAGGGAUGGGCAAGGCCUACAGGCUGGGGCUGGUCAAACAGGAUGAUGGAGGGAUGCCCAUUGUGGAGUAUAUAGUGAAAUACAAGACGGAUAAAGAGGAACAGUGGAUGACCAAACUAGUUCCAGGAGCAAAUGAUUUCGCGAUGCUUCAGCCACUGCAGUGGAACACAAGAUAUGAAGUGGAAAUCACGGCGCGCAAUGUCAAGGGCCUGUCGGAGCCUACCUUCUAUCAGUUCUUCAUGCCACAGAAACCAGAUAUUACAGCAGAAUCCCUGUUCAGCGGCCUGGGGCUGGGGGCGGUAGUGGGCCUGGGCCUGGGAGUGCUGCUGCUCCUCCUUGUGCUGGUGGAUGUCAGCUGCUUCUUCCUGCGUCACUGCGGCCUACUGAUGUGCAUUACACGCACACUGUGCAGCAAGAAAACAGCUACCAGCGGAAAGGGCAAAGAAAUGGAGGAGGGCAAGGCUGCGUACCUGAAGCUACCGCUGAAGGAAGAAAAUGGAAAAGAGUCUCUCAAGCCAGAUACGAUUGAAAUCAAAGUGCACAGUGACAACAGCAUCCACACAAAGCCCGACGACAGCAAAGCGUAAAAGGGUCGGCCCCCUCAGCACCAAACAAACAUUCAGAUCACGAGACCAAAACCCAGAGAAACUACAAAACUGGAAGAUAGUGGAGUGAAAUAUCUGUUUAUAACAAUGCCCCAGUGAACGGCAUAUGUAAAUACAAAUAACAGAGAGAAAACAGGAAGGAAGGGUCAACAUUUUAGACACCCUGAGUGAUAAAUGUAUCAUGUUCUUACAAACAUGGCAUCAGUGGAAAGCUCUUGUUGAUCAAUGAUUGUAUAUUAUGUUUUGCUUUUAUUUGUCUCACUUUUGUUGUCUAUUCAUAACUGUUGUUUUUCUGAAGAUGCUUUCUUGUUCAUCUUUCCUUUUCAAAGCCCACAUAAGACUUUCCUACAGGUAAAUGAAAAUGAUUCUUGAGCCCCCUUCUAUGACUUUUCACACAAAAGACACAAUCACAAAUGCAGGCAUAAGUUAGUGUGCUAGUGUACCUCUAAGCUCACACCACUCUCGCUCUCAUUUGCCAGCCCACUGCAGGGUAUCACAGUGAUUUAAACCCAAUCGCCUGUUUCCAUGCCUGAGUGUUACACCACAGCGAUCGUUUUAUGCCUUUUUAACUGAAAAGGUUGUUUGGCUAAUGAGCAGCAAACACUGUAGCAUCGUAUUUCAAGCUAGCUGGCUUCAGUAACAAAAGUCAAACUCCUCUGACUUCAGGAAAACAAGACUACAGGUAUCAUUUCAACAGGAGGACAGUUGUAUCAAACAGACCCUAAAUAUUAAUUAUUAAGAAUAAUGUGGACUUCAUAUUUAAUGCAUUAUAUGUGAAGGGCUGUAGUGGAUUAUAGUUUGUGUUGCAGGAAAAUUUUUCAAAAAUCUAGACAAAAAGAAUGUGUUGCUAUGUCUAUGGAGUAAACAGUGUAACAUCACAUAUGUGCAUUGAUGUUGUUGUUAGCCAGUCCUUUUUUAUUGAUGCUGAAUAUUGUUGACAUUCUUCAACUGUCUUACAAUGUGUGCAUAAGUUGUUUUAUUCAUUUGUGUUCACAUCGCAUACACUGUACUGCUGCCAGAGGUUAACGGCACUGCGAGCCAAUUUACGAUUUGAUGAACAACUUGAAAAAAUGAUGUGUUGAAAGGCUUCUCCACAAGUUCCCUGAUAUGUGUCACUACUGUCUGUAAAAGCAGGGAAAGCAGUGAAUGGUUGGACUCAAGGCAUGGGAACCGAGAAAGAAAGAAAUGAACCUGUCAUAUGUUAUGUAUGUUUUUAAUGAUGAACACUGGUUUUCCUAUUCAUUCCUGUUUCAGAUCUGCCUCAGAUUCCUUUUUAAAAUCUUUUUUUUUUUUUUUUAAAAUCUGAUCACUGUUCUCUCUGAUGUUGUCAUGUGUUGUACAUAGAUGAAAAAAGAAUAUUUUACAGAGCUUUUAUGUAAAUAUACCCUAAAGAAUGUGUCUCUUUUCAAAAUGCAACAGGCUUGGCUUUUUGUGGAUGCUCCUCAGAUGAAAAGCUGCUUUUUUUCCUUUUUUUAUUAUUAUGUUGUGUUUUUGGUCCAGAGUUCAGUGAUGGUGUAAUAUUGCUUUUUCUAGUCAUUUGUUUUCCUUUAACAAAAUCCAUGCCCUAAGGCUAUUUCACGGUAUUUCAGUGGAGGCAGUAAUUACAGCAUUCUCUGUUUCUUUUUUUCCCUUCCUCUCCUUGUGGCCCAGUGCCGCUGCAGCAGUGUAGACCAACAAAUGAAUUCUUGAUCACAACUUUGCUGCUUUUGUUUGCCACAGAAUGUGUCAGAAAAUUGAAUUUUAUUGGGAUGCUGUGAGAUGAGAAAUGUAGUCUUAGGAUUGUGGGUUGUAGUCAAUGACACUGGAAAAAAAUGUGUAUAACUACCUACUACAACUAGAUGCUAGGCUGAUGCUGUAACUCUGGAGUAAAAAGUGAUGGGCUGCAAAUAUUUGGUUUUAAUGUGAUGUAUUGCAUCUUCAUGAGUGUGUGUGUGUUUGUGUGUGCAAACAUGCAUGAGUGAGUGAAUGUAUCAGGUUGUGUGUAUGUCCGUUGAAUGCAUCUGCUUGUACUAUGUGUUUGUGAGAGCAUGUGUGCCCAUUUAAUUUUUCACAAUAAGAGUCUCCCACUUACAAUAAUAUCCUAAUUUAUAGAGUUAAGACCCCAAUUUUAGAGUGUGUGUGUGUGUGUGUGUGUGUGUGUGUGUGUGUGUGUGUGUGUGUGUGUGUGUGGUUGUUUGUCUGCAUAUCAGCCCUGUGAUAGACUGGCGCCCCGUCCAGGGUGUACCCCGCCUUGCGCCCGAUUUCGGCUGGUGUUGGCUUCCCCCCCCCCACACUCUCGCGGUAUAGAUAUGGAUAGAUGGAAAUUUAGCUAUUCUGACAAUUCUUUUCAAUUUUAUUUUGAUAACUAUUUAUGUAAUUUAUGUUUAUUUUUGUUAACUGUUUAUAGUAAAUUCGAGUGUAUUAUUAAGCACACUUUGCAGCUCCAUGAUGCAUUGCUUGGCUCUGCAAAUCUAAGAGGUUAGGAUGACCACAUGCCAAGUAAGAAUGUCUGUGUGGAUGUGAGUGUGGAGUGAGCUGGCAAGAGCUCUCAUGCCGAGUUUCGGAGUGCGCUGUGAUAGGUAAAACCUGAUUAUGUAGUUCUUGACAGUGAUUAAUUCCCCAGGCUACAGCACUUCACACACGUGUCUGUGAGCUCCCCUGCUGCUGCCACCUUGCCACUAUUCCCUGCCUCUGAGACUCCAUUGGUUUUUUUUAUCUCAGAUCUUGUAGCACUAGCUUUGUUUUCUCACAGCGAGCCCUUGUACUUGCAUAUCUCAAAUGGAUGGUCCUGCCAUAGAGUGGUUCCGCUGCCUGUUAUGAUGACUGUAAAUAUGGGAGCACAGUGCCUGGAGGCUAUACGAUUUGUACAUGUUCUUUUGUAUUUGAAUUUGAGUCUAAAUCCCCAACUCCCUCUCCCCUUUUAUUUCCUCUCUCUCUCUGUGUCCUCCAACAUGCCUCAGUCCUUUUUCUGUAGGGGGUAAAACAGGUGUGUUUGAGCUCAGUGUACACUAUGUGUCCUCUUUGUCCCCAUGCUCCCUAUGUCCCUUGGACUGUCCCCACUGAGUGUACUUUGUGCAGGAGGUGGGAACUAUUGAUGUCUCUCUGUAUGUACCUGUGGAACACUUGUGACUCCUGUCAUUUGCCGCUGUAAAUAAACAUGUCCUGGUA